AGAAUGGUGGAAGGAUUCGCCAAAGUCAUCAAAUAUGCCCUCUUCCUCGCCAACGUCAUCAUUUUGGUGGGCGGCGUGUCGGUGUUCGCCGUGGGGGUGUGGACCCUGGCCGACCGGUCCUUCAUGGAACGUCUCCUGGGCAACGACCUCUACGUGACCUCUGCCGCCAUCCUGAUCGCGACCGGGGUCGUGGUCACCGUCAUAUCCUUCCUGGGAUGCUUUGGCGCCAUUAAAGAGGUCAAAUGCAUGCUCCUCACGUUCUUCAUCAUCCUCUUCAUGAUCUUCAUCGUCGUACUCAUCGGUGGAAUUCUGGGAUACGUAUUCCGAAGUGAGAUUUCAGGUUAA
Messenger RNA from Uloborus diversus, 345 nucleotides. Its product is annotated as tetraspanin-18-like. NCBI's taxonomy places the organism in Eukaryota, Metazoa, Arthropoda, Arachnida, Araneae, Uloboridae. The transcript is spliced from 4 exons. Gene Ontology annotation, cellular component: membrane. Bases 4 to 345 code for a protein of 113 amino acids. The record is from RefSeq and is a predicted model, not a curated record.